UGAGAAUAAAUCUAUUGUUCCUACUGUUCCUGCCUAUCAAAAAUACAGCUACUUGGUUGAUCCAGAAAUAUCAUCAUCUCUGAUUUUACCAUUCAAAUACAAAUUGCUGUUGGAAAUGUUCAGAAGCAUGGAUACCGUUAUCAGCAUUCUGAAUAACCGAAAAGAGAAGAUUACCUUUGAGAAAGUUAAGGAGGGCGUUCAGCGGAUGAUGAAGAGAACUUUCUCUAAAGUCCAUCUGGGGCAGAUUAUGACAGUUAUGCCUACUGCCUAUGAUGUAGUAUUGGAAAAAUGUACCUUUAAGAAAGCCAAUGAUCCAGAUUAUCAGUUAAUCAUCACUCCUAAACUUAAUGCAGCUGAAGGUAGUAAUAACACUAAGUCAAAGAAUGUUACUAUGACGCCUCUAGAUCUUUCUGGAAGGGUUCAUAACUCUUCAAGUGUGCUUAUUAAGGAAAAGUCAUUUGUUUCUUUUGAUUGUGAAAAACUGUCUGAAAAUAUAUGCUUCCAGCAAAUGGAUGUAUUUUUGAGCAGACUGAAUUUUCCAUCAGUUUCUGAUGAAAGUAUUAAAAGAUGGCAUCCCAAAUUUGCAGUUGAUAGUGUACCUGAUAUUGAAACUGCUACUUUACCAGAAAUACCUGAAAAUAAAGUUUGUACUGCUAAAGAUGUAUUGAACAAAAUUGUCAAAUCAUCCUUUCGUGGAAAAGUUGUUAAAGCUUUGAAAAGUGUAGCAGAUGAAUCAACAAACAGCAACUUAAAGAUUGAACUGGAACCAAGUACUAGUGAGAAAACGCCAGCACCAACAAAAAGUGCCUUAAAAGGAAUCAGUAGUGAUUUGAUAGCAAAAAUUCGAGCUCGUGAGUCUGCUAAAAUUCUGGAGAGGAUGAUAGAAACUCCUGAUGAAACAAAGCGCAAAGUAAUGCUUGAACGUCUUCCAAAGAUCAUUCAGAUUGUGUGGCAUUAUUUUAUAGCUGAAAGAAAGGCAGCUGUACCAGUUGAUACUGCUAUUGAGAAAAUAAUUCAUAGCUGCAGCUCAUUAUCCACUCAUGAGGAAGUAAAAGCACAUCUAACGCUGAUAACUGAAGAAUUUCCUGGCUGGUUAUCAUUUAUACAAAUCCCUAAAGGACUUUACAUUACUAUUAAUAAGAAUAAAAAUAUUACUGAGAUGCUUGACAAAUUUCAGCAGUGAUAAUUCUAUUGCUUUUAAAUUUUUAUUCAAUUUUAUUAAAUUUUAUCGAAGCUUUUAGUUUUAUAUAUUUUUAAAGCAUGUGUGUGUGUUAUAUAAAUAAAGUUUUUUGCAAUAUCA
Messenger RNA from Parasteatoda tepidariorum (common house spider), 1300 nucleotides. The record is from RefSeq and is a predicted model, not a curated record. NCBI's taxonomy places the organism in Eukaryota, Metazoa, Arthropoda, Arachnida, Araneae, Theridiidae.